Molecule: messenger RNA, 3559 nt
Organism: Sceloporus undulatus (fence lizard)
Lineage: Eukaryota; Metazoa; Chordata; Lepidosauria; Squamata; Phrynosomatidae
Product: aprataxin and PNK-like factor
Exons: 5
Coding region: 1-828 (275 amino acids)
Biological process (GO): double-strand break repair
Cellular component (GO): site of double-strand break; nucleus
Molecular function (GO): 3'-5' exonuclease activity; DNA-(apurinic or apyrimidinic site) endonuclease activity
Source: RefSeq, a predicted model, not a curated record
AUGCCGGAAAUCUCUAAAGAACUUGAGAGAGAACUGGAAAAGAAUGAAAGCAAGAUGAUGCUACAAAGAGCUGGAGGUUCUACAGGGCAAAACAAUUAUUUUCUUGAGAAAGAAGCAUUGGACCUCAGCUCUCAAGAUACACAGGCUUCUCAGCUCACAGAAACAGAUACAAACAGUGCAAGAGAGAACACAUUGGAGGAUAAAAGCUUUAAAAUGGAGCACAUUUCUCAGGACAAGCCAUCACAAUCUCCGGGUCAAAAGGGUGAGAUUCAGGAGCUUACUCAAAUUAAUCAGACUACCAAAACAGACAUUUCUAAUUUAACUAGAAGUCAAAAUGUACUGCAGAGCUCAAAUAUAUCCAGUCACCAGAGGAGGGCUUGCCAGUAUGGGAGAAACUGCUACAGGAAGAAUCCUACACAUUUUCAACAGUUCAGUCACCCUGGUGACAGUGAUUAUCUUGACACAGAAUCUGUAACUGAAUCACAUAAUGAUAACAGACCUGAAUGUCCUUAUGGGACUGCUUGCUACAGGAAAAAUCCACAGCACAAGCUGGAAUACAAACAUACAGCACCCCCAGAAUCUGAAAAAAGACAAACAAGGCUGAAGGAUACUAAAAAAGGGAAAGGCAAUUUUUUGGAGGAUAGUGAUAAUGAUGGUGAGCCAAAUGAAUAUGACCAGAAUGACAGCUUUAUUGAUGAUGAAGAGGAAGAAGAGUGUGACCCUACUGAUGAAGAUUCUGACUGGGAGCCAGAUUUUCCAGAUCAGGAUAAAGAAGAUGUUGAUACACUUUUGAAAGAAGCACAUGAUUUUGUGAAAACCAAGAAAUAGUUGUAUGCACAGAUUUGUCAAAAUUCAGGAACCAUAACAAUGUAUAUUCUACUGAUUUACUUACAGUUUCCUGAAGUUAAUUUAAAUGUUUCAUUCUAGAAUUGAUUUAAACUCUUAUUUAAUUGUGUGUGAACGUUCUCUCGAUUGUGGCUCUUGAAUUUAAGAUGGGAAGACACAGCUGCAAGAUUGUUGUGAUACUUGCUUAGCACAGAUUUAUACUCAUUUUGAGAACAAAUGAAGGGGGGGAAAGGAUACUGACAUACAGCCAGAGUUUGUUUUGAAGUUCUAUCCAGUUGAAUGGGUGAAAAUAUUUAAUUCAAUCUCCAUUGACAUGCAUGGGAUGAAAAAUACUUAAAGUUGGCUGAAUUUUGCAAGUGAAUAAUAAUUCCUUUUCUUGAAUGGUGGUUUACAUACAUAUAAAUGGAUUAUGUCUGUAAAUCAUCUUUACCUAUGCAGUUUUCCCCGCAGCUGAUUGUGUCAGUGGAAAGAUCUUAUGUUCUGGGCAGUGUCACUUAACACCACCAAUUAAUGUCUGUUGAGUUGUGACAGAUAAGGCUUUUGAGACUUACAUGGAGAAUUUUUAUUUUCACUACUGAAAUUUAUCCUGCCUUUUGGAUUAACUGAAGGAAACACUAAGUAGCAUAUAUGAGUGAAUCAUAAAGCUUUUAAUUAAUAGUUAAAACCAUUUACAUUCUGGUUCAUUUAUGCUGUCUGCCUGGUUAACCCAAGCACAAAUAAUUACUGUCCAUCUUUGCUUGUAAUAUGUCAUCCAGCACUACAAAUAGUUUCCCCCCCCUUCCUUUGUAUUUGUAGAAAACUUCUGUAAAUUUAUGCUGAAAGAUAAUUAUCUCCCAAAUCUCUUUCUAGGAUGGGGGAGGUGGCUGUAGACCAUGGCGUUCUUUCUUUUGACUCGUGUUGAUGUCUGACUCCCAAAUGACUGACUUUGCACUCCAUGUUUGUUUGAUUUGCAUUUUAUUAUCCCUCUCACAGUAAUUGCUUUGUAAAGGAAAAGAUUCUAUAUGCUAUGCAUUGAGUCAAAAGAGCAACAUCUCACCCACAAAUUGCUGAGUGGCAGUACAUAUUCAUUCCCAAUACUGCAAUGCUUAAACAUUCUGAAAGUGUUGGAAAUACAGCAGUGAAUCUGUCUUCUUAAAAACAUAAGAGUCAACUGUAAACAUUCUUCAACAAGGGAACAAGUCUUUCUCUUGUGGCACUAUCUCAGCUCCUUUUCCAGUUAUUUUGGGUUUUUUUCCAGCCCAAGAGGGACUAGUGCUUUCCUACUUUUCCUUUCCCCAAACUCAGAAGCAAUGCAGGGCAAUUCCAGCUGUCACCCCUAUCUUAAAGGAGCUAAAAGUAAGAAAUGGCAUAGAAAUGGUCUCAGCUAUAAUGAAAGGAGUCAGGGGUGGAAAUAUUUGGGGGAUUGGAGGUGGACAGGGAUAAGAGGUGAGCAGUUGCCUCCUGCAGAAUAAUCCAAGGUAUUUGCUACAACAUUGUGUUUGUCAUGCCACAUCUUUGUAAGGAAGCUGCCUUUGUGUCCCCUUGGAUACUUUCUGGAUCUGUGGAAGAUUUGGACGUUUUCACUUGUCUCCUUAAUAUUGCAUUAAAGGUUUCCUGAUUAUAAAUCAUUACAAAAACAUGGGUGAUCACCCUGUCCUUCCUGACCUUCCUGUUUUCAUUUUAAUUCAUUUGGAUUCCAUAUCAUGUGGAAAGAAAGGUUGAAUCAAAUUGUCAGGAAAGAUUUGAUUUUUCCCUGGAGGAGUGUGGCCAAGAAUUAAGAAGGUAGCAAUGCGUAAGUGACAGCUAAUCAGAAAGAAAGGAGGGAACAGCUUGACCUUGUUUAAGUAACAGGAAUAAUAAAUUCAAAAGCUUUGUCAGCUGUUAUGCUCUUUUAAAAUUGGUGCCAGUAAUUCAAAGUUGGCCAAAUUUUACCUAUCAUGUGUCAGACGCCUCAGAGAGAACAAUGCCAUAUAAUUCUGUAUUUGUCAGAAUUCAACUGUGGAAGCAUAUAACUAAUUUUAAAAAAAUGAAAAUUGCUGUACAUUCAAAAAUGUAUAAAUUUUGGAAAUAUCAGCGUCUUUUAGAAGAAAUGCUAUCCAGUUUAAUAAUAUCAUAUAGUGUAUGCCAGUGGGAAGAGUGGAAAAGAUUUUUUCCUAAGAAAAAUGAGAUAUCUUAAUUUAAUAGAUAGAACUUACAGACUCAUUUUGCUUGUUCAUUUUUUAAUAAUUAAAACACGAUUUCUUAUUCUUAUGGGACUGAUAAUGCAUUCUUGGAACUCUGUGUUUCAGUAUUACAUAUAGCUGAGAGCCAGUGUGGUGUAGUGGUUAGAGCAUUGGAUUAUGACUCCCUACUUGUCCUUGAAAACUCACUCGGUGACCUUGGGUGAGUCACACAUUCUCAGCCCCAGAAAACAUUUUAGCAUUACCAUAAGUCAGAAGAAACUUGAAGGCACACAGUAACAACUACCCAUAGCUAUUUUUAUAGGUAGCUUAUUUUAUUGAUUGGAGCUAUAAUGGCGACAUCAUAAAACUUUGGUAGGUUUUUUGCUAAUAUUGUUUAUAGGUUUCUUUUCUCUUUCCCAUGCCAUACUUCAGAUAAUUCAUCAUUAAUUAUGGAAUAUAUUUUAUAGGUUAUACAUCAUGAUUGGGUUCUUGAUUUUUUUCUAUACAUAUGUAAAAUGAUUUGUCAAAACAAAGGCCUGUUACAGACUGGCAAAAUAAAGCUGCUUCGGGUC